GGAGGAACCGGGAUUUCGGGAGGAAACGGGAAGGCUGGCCAGGGCCGGCAUGGCGGGCGGCUGGGAGACAGCACUGGGCCUGGGGCUCUGCCUCGCUGCCCUGCACCACGGAGGCUGCCACCUCCCCAGCAUGGCCACGGCACCCCAAACUCCAGCUGUGCUGCGGGACAAUUUCCGCCUGCAGCCAGGUGAUUUGGUGACCACGGCGGGGCAAGCAUUGGAGCUGGAUUGUGUCCCCCCCUUGGGGUACCCCGAACCCUACGUUACCUGGAAGAAGGACGGGGUGACCUUGGACUUGGUAGGUGGCAGGUACGUGGUCACCAAGGGGAAGUUGCAGGUGGCAUCGGCGCAACGGAGCGACUCCGGUCUCUACAUCUGUGUGGCAGCCAAUGCGGCAGGCAAGAGGGAGAGCCGGGGUGCCCGUGUCUCCGUGCUGGAGAAGCCGAGCAUUGUGCGGCACCCAAGCGACGCCGUGGCGGCGGCUGGCAGCACUGUGGAGCUGGGUUGCAGUGCCCGAGGUGACCCAGCGCCACAGGUGCAGUGGCACAAGGAGCAUGGAGACCUGCCCUGGGGCAGGCACGAGGUGGACCGGGAGCACACUCUGCGCCUCUAUGCCGUGACGUCUGCCGAUGCCGGCGCGUACGUGUGUACAGCACAGAGCCAGCUGGGCACCGCCGCCGCCACCACCUUCCUUCACGUGGAGGACCGGCUGGCAACGGGCCAGCAGGAGGCUGCACCACGGGACCUGCUGGCUGUGCGGCUGCACCUGGACAACGGCACUGCACUGCCCACUGCUGCUGUCCAGCUCCGCUGGCAGCUGCUGAUGCCGGUGCCAGUGCCUGUGGGCUACGUGGUGCUGUACCGCAGCCUGCUCCCGGUCACCACCUCCUGGCUCCAACAUGACGCAGGCAGGGAGCUCAGCGCCAUCAUCCCUGCGCUCCGCAGGGGCUACAAGUACGAGUUCAAGGUCCGACCCUACACUGGAGGGACCCAGGGCUCAGACAGCAACAGCAGGCACCUCUGGAUACCUGAGGAAGUGCCCAGUGCAGCGCCCCAGCGUGUCACCGUCAGCCAGACUGAGACUGGGAACGGCACUGUGGUCGUGAGCUGGGAGCCACCUCCUCCUGAAGCACACAAUGGCGUCAUCCGGGGAUACCAGGUCUGGUCAAUGGGUGAGGGCUGGCAGCAUCCCACCAACAGGACAGUGGAUGGAGCCACCCGCCGCCUGGAAAACCUCCUCCCACACCCCGGGACCGAAUUCUGUGUCCAGGUGGCAGCUUUCAACAGCGCAGGGCUGGGGGUUCCCAGCAAUGCCACGUGUGGAGUCCUGGGGCUGACAGCAGGGAGCAGCAGGGUGGUCCAGGCACUGCGGCAGCCUGCUGUCAUCGCAGCCGCUGGUUCCAUGCUCUGGCUGGCCUUACUUGCCCUCCUCCUCCUCCUCUGCCAGCGCCGUGCCAGCCAGGACGCCGCAGCCCGCCACAGACUGAUGGCUGGUGACUCGCCGUGGCUUGGUGGUCCCUGGAAACCCAGCUGUGCCCCUCGAAACCUCAGCAGCAGCAGCAGCCUCAGCAGCCGACUCCUGGGCAGUGAUGGCAGGGACCCCCACCCCUCCACUCUCUCCUUGGAGCCGCCGAGCCUUGGCCCCCCCACGCCCCCCAUCCACAGCAGCCUCCAUGGGGGACGCCCACCGCCCCUUGGGGACAUGGGGUGCUGUGGUGGGGGGCACCCCGGGGUGCAUUCCUCACCCAGCACCCCAAACCCAGCACCCUGGGAGCGUGUACGCAAGAGAGAGCUGCAUCAAGUGCACAGCACCCCGCUGCUCAUAGCUGGCCCCAGCCACAUCCCUGUCACUGGAAGUGGAGGCGAGUGGGGGACAGAUUUUGGGCUGGCAGCCAGGCAGCCUCAGCAAAGGGGACAUGAGGGUGACACCGCCGCUGCCGUGAUGAACAGCAGGGACCCACGGCUGCCGGUCUUCAGCUCUCCAAAACCACAUCGGGGCAGCACUUCACUGGCCUCUGGUGUAACCAGGUCACCGGUGACACCCCCGAGACCACCCCAUGCCUGGCACCCACCAGUGACACGGUCCCCGGCCUCCAUGUGCCCCAGGGACACAUCUCUGGUCACCAGGCGUCCCAAGGACACAUCCCCAGUCACUGAGAUCCCCAGGGACACAUCUCCAGUCAUGCGAUGCCCCAGGGACACAUCCCCAAUCACUGAAAGCCCCAGGGGUGUGUCACUGGCCACCAGGAACCCUAGGGACAUGUCCUUGGUCACUGAGCACCCCAAGGACAUGUUCCUGGACAGCAGACAUCCUAGAGAUGUGUUGCCAGUCACCAGGACCCCCAGGGACAUGUCACCAGCCACCAGGCACCACAAGGAUCCAUCACCAGCAACCAAGCAGCAGAGUGACACAGUCUUGGCCACCGGGCACCCUGAGGACACCUCCCUGGUCACCAGGUGCCCCAGAGACCCAUUACCCGUGGCCAAGUGCCAGAGGGACACCUCACUGUCCACCAGGCACCCCAAGAACCCGUCCCCAGCCAGCAGGCACCCAGAGGACACAUCCCCAGGCACUGGGCACUGCAGGGACAAGUUCCUGGCCUCCAGCAGGUUCCCUGAAAACAUCUCACCAGCCUUGAGGCAUCCCAACGACACAGUGCCAGCCACUGGGAACCCCAGGGACACAUCUCCAGCCACCAGGCACCCCAGGGACACAUCCCCACUCACCAGACACCCUGAGAAGAUGUCACCAGUCUCCGAACACCACAGGGACAAGUUCUUGGGAACCAGCAGGUACCCUGAAAACAUCUCACCAGCCUUGAGGCACCCCAGGGAGACAUCUCCAGCCACCAGGCACCCCAGGGACACAUCUCCAGCCACCAGGCACCCCAGGGAGACAUCUCCAGCCACCAGGCACCCCAGGGACACAUCUCCAGCCACCAGGCACCCCAGGGACACAUCUCCAGCCACCAGGCACCCCAGGGACACAUCUCCAGCCACCAGGCAUCCUGAAGAGGCGUCUCCAGUCACUGGUCACCAGGACAUGCUCUCAGGCACCAGGGACAUAUUCCUGGCUACCAGGUACCCCAAGGACAUGUCCCUGGCCACCGGGCGCCUCUCGCUAGCAUUCAGUGAUGGGGUCCUCACACAACAGCAGGUGGCUGAGGUCCUGGAGAUGGACCAGGACACUGCCUGCUGCAGACCCCCGGCACCAACCACACCACGGUCCUUCUCACCACUGCACACCUACGGCUACAUCUAUGGGCCACCAGCCUCUGAGCUAGGUGAGGAGGAGGAGGAGGAGGAAGAAGAGGAGGAGGAGGAGCGUACAGCAACGAGGGGCUCUCCAGGAGGGUCGCUGCUGAACGGCUGGGGCUCUGUCUCAGAGGACAACUUUGCCAGCACCCGCUGCAGCUUGGUGAGCUCCUGUGACGGCUCCUUCCUCCUGGAUGCCAGCUUUGCCCGGGCGCUGGCUGUGGCUGUCGAUGGCCUCUACUGCAGCCUUGAGGACACCGAUGGAGCCUACGGGGGUCCCUCACCACCACCAUCGCCCUUGGAGCAGGUCUUCUCACCCAGAGUCCACUCCAGCACCUGGGACUGGUGGAAAGUGCUGGAGGUCCCACAGAGAUCCAGGACAGAGACAGCCAUGAACAGUAGCUCACAGAACGGUGGCCAGGGGUCAGGGAUUGGCAGCCCCUGGGCCAGGGAAGACGGUGAGCUGGGGACAGGAGGGACAGGAGCGAGGCGGUCCCCAGGGCGCAGGACACGGCAAGGCCAGAGUUCCCUUGGCUCAGCUAAAAUCCAACUUUAUUAGGCAGUUCCCCAAAAAGGGGCUCUUUACUAGGAAAAGCCACCCACGGAGGGUGGGUGGCACCAAGGUGGUGGGUGUCCCUCCUUAUUCACUGUUCUUGUCCUCCUUCUUCCACAGUGUCCCCAUCCCUCCUCAGCAGCUCCACCCCUCCCAAAAUUCUUCAUUCCUCUCCAGCAUCCUCAUCCUCCCCAAGAGUUUGCAUCCCUCUAAGUGUCUUUGUCCUUCCUCAGUGUCCUCCUUGUUCCCCAGCAUCCUCAUCCCCCCUAACUAUCCUUCUCUAGCCCAAGCACUGCUGUCCACCCUGUGCCCUUAUCUUUCCCUAGGGUUGUUGGCCCCCUGACCAUUCCCAUUCCUGCUGACUAUCCCCAUUCCUUCCACCUGUCCUUGUGCUUUCUGAUAGUUCAUGUCCUUCCUCAGCAUCCUUGUCCUACCUUGUCCAUCCUUGUCUCUCCCAAGUGUUCUCAUCCUUCCCAAGCCACCUGAGUGGCCUUGUGCUCCUUCUAAAUGUCCUUGUCCCUCCUAAUCAUCCUCAUUCCCAGGUUUCUCAGCCCUCCUGAGUGUCUUCAUCCUUCAUCAGUUGUUUUGUCCUCAUGCCAAGUGUCCUUUUCCUUCCCCACUGUCCUCAUCCCCCUGCAACCAUCCUCCUUGUCCCUUACUACUGUCCUUGUCCCUCCCAAGCAAUCUUGUUUUUCCCAAGUGUUCUCUUCCCUCAGCAAUCCUCAAUCCCCUGGAAAUCCUUGUCCUUCCUCCAUAUCCUCUUCCCUCCAGGCAUCAUUGUCACCCAGCUUUCCUUGCCCGUCUCCAGCACCCUCAUCCAUCUGCUGUGUCCUUGUGCCCCCCAUGUAAUCGUGUCCCCCGCCAGCUGUCCCCUUCCCUUUCAAUCGCCUCAUUUCUCCCAGACAUCCUUGUCCUUUCCCAGCAUCCUUGUUCCUCCCAACUGUCUUUGUUUCCAGGAUCUUUGCCCCACUUAGGCAUCCUCCUCACCCCUCCCCAGCGCCCUCAUCCCUCUUUUUCCUCAUCUGUCCCAAGUGUUUCUGUCCCCAGGGUUCAUGUCCUUCCCUGAGCACCUUCCUUGUCCCUCCCCAGGGUCUCAUUCCUUGUGAAUUCCUUGUCCCACCCCAAGAUUCCCUGUCCCCCCUCACGCUGACGCCCACUGGCCGCGACCUCUGUGCAACCCCAUUUCCAUGGAGCCGCUCAGAAAUUAAAGAACAUCCCUCCGUG
Molecule: messenger RNA, 5032 nt
Organism: Poecile atricapillus (Black-capped chickadee)
Lineage: Eukaryota; Metazoa; Chordata; Aves; Passeriformes; Paridae
Gene: ROBO4
Product: roundabout guidance receptor 4
Exons: 20
Coding region: 50-3814 (1254 amino acids)
Biological process (GO): cell-cell adhesion; axon guidance
Cellular component (GO): axon; plasma membrane
Molecular function (GO): protein binding
Source: RefSeq, a predicted model, not a curated record